AUGGCAAAUGAUGCUGCUCAUAUUGUCGUUCUCCCAGCUGAUGUCCUCGACAUGAUUGUCGCUAAUUGUCAAGACGGCGACCUUUCGAACCUGCGCUUGUCCUGCAGAAUCCUCGGCAGCUCGUCUACGCGACCCUUUGGCCGCCGUUGUCUGGCACAUCUCCGCCUCAUAUUCACCGAGCUCAGUCUUCAGGGCCUUGUCGGCAUUACUGCUCAUCCCGUGUUCGGUUCAUCCGUCCGUAGCAUCAGCUCCGGCACUUAUCGUCUGACGGGUUUGAAGCAUUUCAAGCUUUCUUCGGUCUCUGGCGAUCAUGCCUCGGACCUGAUUGUGAAAAAGCGACUCGCAAAGAAGCAGCAGACUUUCAAUCGUUCGGGAGACCAGCUUGUCAUGCUUACAACAGCUCUUCAAAACCUCAAGCUUCACGGUGGUCCUGGUAUCGGAUUGAGGACUCAUGAUGAUUCAAUGAAAGGCAAAGAUUGA
Aureobasidium vineae is the source of this 480-nucleotide messenger RNA. The record is from the annotation of a GenBank genome assembly. Lineage: Eukaryota; Fungi; Ascomycota; Dothideomycetes; Dothideales; Saccotheciaceae.